GAUUGCUGCUGUGGCUGCACAGCCCAUGCCAGGAACCUCUUGGUACCCUGGCUGCAUCACCGUGUCCCAGCCCAAGUGAGCUCAUGAGGCUCAGCUGGCCUGGGAGAGGUAGCACAGACACGUAAUGAACGCAACUGUCACGGAAAGUCUAAGAGGGACGCUUGUUCCAUGGACUCUCCGGACAAUGAAGAAUUGGUGUGCCACCCCCUCUCUCGCCCCCCAGCUGAUGCCAAAGCGGGCGGCCGGCCGCCGACAGAUGAAUAGCAGGUCUGUUCCAGCAGCUGCGCGUCCCGGUCCAGCGAAGACAGUCUCCGGGAGCGCAGAGUGCCCCGCUCCGUGCGUGGUCUGCAGAGGAAGAGAGCUGGAGGCAAAAGGAUGGCCUCAGAAGGGGAGAGCAUCAAUCUUCAAGGCCUGAAUCAGCUCCGGACUAACGGGCCAAUGAACAUCAACCACUACGCGACGAAGAAGAGCGUGGCGGAGAGCAUGCUGGACGUGGCGCUGUUCAUGGCGAAUGUCACGCAGCUCAAAGCGGUGCUGGAGCAGGGGGCUUCCUUCCAGUACUAUGUCACCCUCAUCGUGCUCAUCAGCAUCUCCCUCUUCUUCCAGGUGAUAAUUGGGAUUCUCCUCAUCAUCACUGCUCGUUUGAACCUGAAUGAUGUUUCAAAGCAACCCCGCCUGAAUAUACUCAACAACACUGCCACAGCUCUCAUCUUCAUCACGGUCAUCCUCAACAUCUUCAUCACAGCCUUUGGGGUGCAGAAGACCGGCCUCUACCCUACCAGGAAUUUUCGACCUUAUUAAGUCAUGGGGCAAUGGAAUUGGGUAAGAAAGGGGAUCUGAGCAGCGUGGCUAACAGGUAAAGCUCUCCUCCUCUACGUUUUCACUGACUUCAGCAGGAUCCCGCUGAUGAAUCCAGAGAACUGGGUUAAACUUUCAAAACUGUGUGCGUAUCGUGUGUGGCCCCUUACCGUAAUGCUUUUGCAGUUCUGAAGGGGUGCAAACAUUGCCUUUUAAAGCUAGAGCAAACUUUGCUAGAGAAAGCUGCAGUUAACAGCAGCAGGUACGUCAUUUCAAAGCACAGUUCUGUAAAUCUCAUCUCUUUAGUUGCCUGCUUCACAUAUUCAGUAUUGGCUCAUUUUGUAGGGGAGACUGAACGACUCACUUUGCAGGCUAAAUGAACAAAAAAAGUACAGCUUUUUUGUCUCAAGCCUAAGUUGAUUAAAGCAAUACUAUCUAAUAGCUCACCUCCCAAAUGCUGGAAUGGAUUCCUAAACUAAAAAAAAUAAAGUUCUCAUGGGAGGAUAGAAAAGUGUAUGUCAAUGUAUCUAAAACCAGUUCAGAUGUUUUCCUAGUUGUUGAAAAAUAAAAUUAAACUUGACACAGUUAAGAAAACAAUCAGAUAUUUCCAGCAUUGGAAAAUUAACAAUGACAGAAAGUAGAUAUUAGUCUGAUGUCAUUGCCAGGGACCUCUCAGGAAUGAUGUCAGAACAGCCUGACAAUAUUUAGUAGAAAACGAAGAAACAUUAUACAUAAGGAGACACUCUAGGCUUAUUGCCGCAAUGACAGGUGCAUAGUGUAUUAUUUUAUUAAUAAAAUAACCAUUAUAAUUCAAAGUCUUAUCACUAACAAAUGGUUUUAAAUAUAUCAUUUUUGUAUUGACAAUGCUGGGAAUCCUCUUGCACUAGAACAAUUUGUUUCUUUAAAAAAAGUCUUUGAAUUAAUGAUUUUUCAGAUUUUUUUUUAAAGGAGUGAAAGUCUUCGAUCCUAAAUUUUGUAACUCUGUAGUCAUGCUAAAAAAAUGAUAUUUUAAUAGCCUGGUGUAAGCCUUUUUAAAUAAAGACAUGCUUUUCUGA
Phalacrocorax carbo (great cormorant) is the source of this 1853-nucleotide messenger RNA. The record is from RefSeq and is a predicted model, not a curated record. NCBI's taxonomy places the organism in Eukaryota, Metazoa, Chordata, Aves, Suliformes, Phalacrocoracidae.